UAAUGGCCAGCGAUUACUACAAGACCCUGGAAAUAAACAGACACGCAACGGAUGCCGACAUAAAAAAGGCAUACCGACGCCUCGCCUUGAAGUUUCACCCGAGCAAAAACAGGGAGCCUGGAAGCUCAGAGAAGUUCUCCCAGCUCGGGGAGGCCUACGAGGUUCUGAGCGAUCCUCGGAAAAAGGCGACCUAUGAUAAGUUUGGUGAGGAGGGUCUGAAGGGCGGCAUCCCGCUGGAGCACGGCAGCGGUGGGGCUUGGUCAUCCAAAUAUGUUUACCAUGGAAAACCAGAGAAAACCUUCAGGCAGUUUUUCGGAGGCGACAACCCGUUUGCUGACUUCUACACUAAUGAUGCACCGCUGCAGUUUGGUGGGCUGCAGCCAGGAGUGGUGAAAACACAGGACCCACCCAUAGAGAGAGACCUUCACCUGUCCCUGGAUGAUCUAUUUCAUGGGUGCACCAAGAAAAUCAAGAUAUGUCGCAGGGUUAUGAAUGAAGACGGACACACGUCGAGUAUCAAAGACAAAAUCCUGUCCAUAGACGUGAAGCCUGGAUGGAGGGAAGGCACACAAGUGGUUUUCUUCAAGGAGGGAGAUCAGGGACCAAACAGAAUCCCCGCAGAUAUUGUGUUUAUAGUCCGAGAGAAAAGUCAUCCCAUGUUUAAAAGAAAACACAACGACCUGAUCUACACAUUGAAGAUCUCUCUGGAGAUGGCUUUGACUGGCUUCUCUGUGGACGUGCAGACACUAGAUGGCAGGCUUCUCUGUGUUCCCAUCAAUGACAUUGUGCACCCCACAUAUGAAAAAGUGCUGACUGGAGAGGGAAUGCCGCUGUUCGAAGAUCCUUCCCAGAGAGGAAACCUCAUCAUUUCUUUUGACGUCCAGUUUCCAGAGAAGCUCUCCGCUGAGAAGAAACAACUGAUCAAGGAAGCGUUGUCAUUCAAGUAA
Molecule: messenger RNA, 947 nt
Organism: Salarias fasciatus (jewelled blenny)
Lineage: Eukaryota; Metazoa; Chordata; Actinopteri; Blenniiformes; Blenniidae
Gene: dnajb13
Product: DnaJ heat shock protein family (Hsp40) member B13
Exons: 8
Coding region: 3-947 (314 amino acids)
Cellular component (GO): cytosol
Molecular function (GO): protein-folding chaperone binding
Source: RefSeq, a predicted model, not a curated record